Molecule: messenger RNA, 2949 nt
Organism: Phycodurus eques (leafy seadragon)
Lineage: Eukaryota; Metazoa; Chordata; Actinopteri; Syngnathiformes; Syngnathidae
Gene: aspg
Product: asparaginase homolog (S. cerevisiae)
Exons: 19
Coding region: 171-2165 (664 amino acids)
Biological process (GO): amino acid metabolic process
Molecular function (GO): protein binding; asparaginase activity
Source: RefSeq, a predicted model, not a curated record
CAAAUCCCCCCCCAAAGUAAACUCCGCAGAUCAUCAAACUAACACAUUGGCCGAAGGAAACCGUCCAGGUCAAUAAGCAGAAGGUACGUUCAUGGUUCCCUGUGACGUUCAAAGACCACCGUGGGUUUGGACACUUAAAGAAGCAGUAAGCAGCAUCGGAUUGUCUUGUCAUGGCGAAUACCCCGCCGAACACCUUGACCCCACUUUCCCGGGCUCUGUCUCACCAUAAACUGGACGGGGUCGAAUCCAACGAGGUGGUCUCGCCUCGAAAUGCCCAGGUCCACCCGUGCCGAAGGAGGCAGCUCACGAGCUGCGGGUCGUUCGAUGCCCCCGCCGAUUUGGCCACUUCGCCGAGUGCGGCUGAAGCGCGCGUCUUGGUCAUCAACACGGGAGGCACCAUCGGGAUGACGCUUCUGGACAAUGUCCUUGCACCGAAAGCAAAUGCUUUUGUGCAGAUUUUGCGCAAGCUGCCCAUCCUCCACGAUGAGAUGUACGCACAGCAGACCUGCAUGUAUGACUACUAUGGAUCCGAGCGCACCCUAGUCCUGCCGAUGCUGACCACUCAUUCUGACCAACUGUUCCACAGUUUGAGUAAAAACAAGAAGAGGAUAAUCUACACUAUUAUAGAGUACAGCCCUUUGCUGGACUCUGCCAAUAUGACCACAGAUGACUGGGGAAGAAUUGGAAAGGACAUUGAGAAAAACUAUGAAAGCUAUGAUGGCUUUGUGAUCCUUCACGGCACGGACACAAUGGCCUAUACGGCCUCUGCGCUGUCCUUCAUGUGUGAACAUUUGGGCAAGCCCAUCGUACUCACCGGCUCACAGGUGCCCAUCUAUGAGAUGAGGAAUGACGGCAGAGACAACCUGCUGGGUGCACUGCUCAUCGCCGGCCAGUUUGUCAUUCCUGAAGUGUGCUUGUAUUUCUACAACAAGCUCUAUAGAGGAAAUCGAGUGACCAAAGUGGAUGCUGGGAGUUUCAAUGCAUUCACAUCCCCUAAUUUGGCUCCUCUUGCAACUGCAGAGGUUGAUAUUGCAAUUAACUGGGACACGGUGUGGAGGGCAAACACCACAGUAAAGUUUCAAGUCUCAACUGAGCUCAACCGGAAUGUCGGCCUGCUGAGGCUUUUCCCAGGAAUAACUGCUGCUACUGUGAGGGCCUUCCUGCAGCCACCCAUGGAGGGAGUGGUUCUGGAGACCUAUGGCAGUGGAAACGGCCCAGAUAACCGCUCUGACCUGUUGGAGGAGUUGAAAAAGGCCACCGACUCUGGCGCCAUCAUCAUCAACUGCACACAGUGUCUGAGGGGGACAGUGUCUACAUCCUACGCCACCGGCAAGGUAUUGAUAGAUGCCGGACUGAUAGCUGGUGGUGACAUGACGCCAGAGGCCGCCCUGUCAAAGCUGUCCUAUGUGUUGGCGAAGACGGAUCUUGAUCUAGAUGCCAAGAAAAAGAUGAUGGCUCAGAACCUGCGAGGUGAGAUGACUGCUGACUUGGCCGGCGCCAAGUUUAGUCUGAGUGAUAGUCGAUUCAUCCAGGUCGUUGCCAAGUCUUUGAGCAUUAGCUGCAAAGAGGAGCUGGAGGCCAUCCGUGAUGCUCUGACACCCUCGCUGGCUUGUGCAGCGACAAAGAUUGGUGACAUCGAGGCCUUGGAAACCCUAAAAGAAAUGGACAGUAAUUUGUGUCUGGGUGACUAUGAUGGACGGACCCCUCUGCACAUCGCAGCCUGCGAAGGAAACCUCAAAGUGGUGCAGUACCUGCUGACGGUUGGCGCCACGGUUUACGCAAAAGAUCGUUAUGGCGACACACCCCUGUGCAAUGCUGUACGCUUUAGGCACAAGGAUGUAGUCAAGCUCUUGAGGAAGACAGGAGCCCACUUCUCCCGAGACGAGUUGGAGGAGGCAGGAACAGAACUGUGCAGCCUGGUAGUGAGCGGCGACCUGGAGGGCCUGGAAAUAUGGAGUCUCGCUGGAGCUGAUUUCAAUAAACCAGGCUAUAAUGGACAGACAGCAAUUGAAUUGGCAAAGGCUGUCGGUAAACCAGAAGUGGUGACCUUUAUACUACACAUCCUAAACAAAAAAAAUAAGACAGCAGAAUUGAAUGAGUUUGAUGAAUAUGAUGAGGAGAAUGGCGGUGUGAUCGAGUUCACUGCCUCUGCUGCAGAAAUGUGAGCCCCAGCAACUUCCUCCAUUUGCCGAGUUGUGCCCAUUUCCUCACGCGCCGUCCUCAAGUCCACAAGAAAGCACAGCUUGUUUGAAGCCACGAAUGAUUACAGUGUCUCCGUCCAAUUGUGUUUUAAGCACAACACAGGUUUGAAUCCACAGCCCAGUGGAAUGUUCGCACAAAUUGCAAAUAAAUAUUCAAUGUUGGUGUAAAUCUGUGAGGGUACACGUGAUGCUGCUGUAAGUUAAAAGACUACCAGGCUGAUUUUUAGUUUUAUUAUUACUGACUAUAACAAUAUAAUCAAGUUCAGGGCCUUUUAUUUUUAUACUUAUUUUUAUAAAGACACUGAAGAAAACGAACUUUUCUUGAGGCAUGUGUGCAUCUACUUUGGUCAAAUACCUUCAGGAGUGUCCUGCUGCCAGAACGUGUUAUAAAACUGUAAAGUGACUCUACAGACUGAUCGAGCCUGUUUCUCAGCCCACUGUCGAGCCGGAAGAGUGGCAUAUCUCUCUCGCUGAAAUGGAACUGGCAAUUUCAGUUACAACUUGGUUUCUGUGAUCUUUUCAAUGUAUUUAAAAUGAAAAAAAUCUUUUUCUAUGUUCAGUUAUAUCUCUUCUUUAAUUGUUGGACUUAGGCAAUAACCUCACUGAACGUUUAAUGCCAUUCAAUGAAUUGUUUGUUGUUUGUGAUGAAAAACAAAUUGUCCUACUAUUUCACAACUGAAUGUCUUGCUGCUGUAUUAUUUGUGAUACUGUCUCUGUUUGAAAAAGCAACAGAAAUAAAUCGGAUUAA